ACAUGGACUUCCUGAGGUCUCUAGGACACCCGGAGGAGAUCUACAACCUGGUCAGGUUCAGGCUGGGCGGCUGUCGGCUCGUGCUGUCCAAGCAGGACCGGGACUCCAUGAGCGACAGCCUGCAGACCUGCUACAAGUAUCUGAACCAGACCGGCAGGAGCUUCGCCGCCGUCAUCAAUUCCCUGGACGGAGAGCUGCGAAAUGCUGUGUGCAUCUUCUAUCUGAUGGUUCGAGCUCUGGACACCGUGGAGGACGACAUGACCCUUAGUCUGGAGACCAAAAUCCCCAUUUUGCAUAAGCUCCACACGUACCUGUACAAGGCGGACUGGAGGUUUACAGAGAGCAAGGCUAAGCAUUGCGUUGUUCUGGAGGACUUUCCCACGAUUUCCCUGGAGUUCAGAAACCUAGCAGCAGUUUACCAGAAGGUGAUUGUUGACAUUUGCCAAAAGAUGGGAGUGGGCAUGGCGGAGUUCUUGGAGAAGCAGGUGGAAUCUCUCCUGGAUUGGGAUAAGUACUGUCAUUAUGCGGGCGGAUUACCGGUGAUCGGUCUGUCCCGCCUGUUUUCUGCCUCAGGACUAGAAGACGCUAUCAUCGGCGAAAAUACAAGACUCUCUGACUCUGUGGGGCUCUUCCUGCAGAAAACAAACAUCGUCCGAGAUUACCUGGAGGACCAGCUGGAAGGAAGAGAGUUCUGGCCCAGAGAGGUGUGGAGCAAAUAUGGCAAAAAUCUGUCUGACUUUGCUAAGCCGGAGAACAUAGUGCCAGCUGUGCAGUGCUUGAAUGAACUGGUGACCAAUACUCUGCAGCACGUGCCCGAUGUCCUGCUUUACUUGUCCUGGCUGAGGAACCAGAGCGUGUUUAACUUCUGCUCCAUCCCACUGGUCAUGUCUUUGGCCACCCUGGCCGCCUUUUAUAACAACCAGCAGGUGUUUAAGGGAGUGGUGAAGAUCCGCAAGGGGCAGACGGUGACGUUAAUGAUGAAUGCCACCAAUAUGAAGGCGGUCAGAUUCUUUAUGUACCAGUAUACUAAUGAGAUCUACCAGAAGAUCCCCCUGACAGACCCUUCUUCCGAAUGCACACAGAACAUGGUCUCCACCAUCAAGAAAUUGAGUCUAUCCCAUGGCCCUGUGGGGUCCCACCACAACUUCUCUCCCAUUUACCGGUCAUGUGUGAUACUUUUAGCCAUCCUCAGCUGGCAGUACCUGAGGACGGUCCAGGCCUCGGAGGAGGUGCACACAGACCAGUGA
Bufo gargarizans (Asiatic toad) is the source of this 1247-nucleotide messenger RNA. Its product is annotated as squalene synthase-like. Lineage: Eukaryota; Metazoa; Chordata; Amphibia; Anura; Bufonidae. The coding region runs from base 3 to 1247 and encodes 414 amino acids. Gene Ontology annotation, cellular component: endoplasmic reticulum membrane. Gene Ontology annotation, molecular function: squalene synthase [NAD(P)H] activity. Gene Ontology annotation, biological process: farnesyl diphosphate metabolic process; cholesterol biosynthetic process. The record is from RefSeq and is a predicted model, not a curated record. The transcript is spliced from 8 exons.